Aspergillus wentii DTO 134E9 is the source of this 1655-nucleotide messenger RNA. RefSeq lists its product as uncharacterized. The transcript has a single exon. NCBI's taxonomy places the organism in Eukaryota, Fungi, Ascomycota, Eurotiomycetes, Eurotiales, Aspergillaceae. The record is from RefSeq and is a predicted model, not a curated record. The coding region runs from base 1 to 1596 and encodes 531 amino acids.
AUGGUUCGGCUUCAUCCCCUCCUGCUCGCCGGGCUAGCCAUUGUCGCAUCUGCCACUCCGAACACAACCGCUCCCUUUGAAAAACGUUGCCGCAGUCUGCCCUCCACUCUGAAUGUCCCCAAUGUGAACUCGACUACUUCGGAGUUUGUCACGGCCGGCACGACGUUGAACUUCCCCAACGCCGACUCCAGCUGCAGCCGCCCCUCUCAGCACGUCACCGUCGACCUCUGCCGUGUUACCAUGCAAGUUGCCACUUCCGCCAGAUCUGGCAUCGAGAUGGAGGCUUGGCUCCCAGUAAAUUGGUCGGGAAGGUUCCUGAGCACUGGCAACGGUGGUCUCGGCGGCUGUAUUCAAUUUGAAGAUAUUCAGUACGCAGCCUCACUGGGCUUUGCGGCCGUGGGCACAAACAACGGCCACGACGGUGCGACAGGAAAGUCAUUCCUCCACAACCCCGACGUCAUCGAGGAUUUUGCCUACCGUGCCUUGCAUACGGGAGUAGUUGUCGGCAAAGAAAUCUCCAAGGCUUUCUACGGAAAACAACACGACAAGAGUUAUUACCUCGGUUGCUCAACAGGAGGCCGCCAGGGCUUCAAAGAGGCCCAGAGUUUCCCUCAAGACUUCGACGGAAUUGUCGCAGGAGCCCCCGCAAUCUCUUUUAAUAACCUCACAUCGUGGAGCUCCUAUUUCUACCCCCUGACCGGCCCGCCCACCGCCGACACGUUCGUUCCCUUUGCAGUAUGGCCCCUCAUCUCUCAGGACAUUCUCCGCCAGUGUGAUCACCUGGACGGCGCUGUUGAUGGUAUCUUGGAGUCGCCUGACUUGUGCGACUACGACCCUUCGGGGCUCAUCUGUUCAGAAGGUCAAAACAGUUCGACCUGUCUGACGGAGACACAGGCCAAGACCGUGCGCAGCAUAUAUUCCCCCCUCUUAGAUGGAGAAGGCAACUUUGUUUACCACCGCAUGCAACCAGGUGGUGAGUCCACGGGCGCUGUCGAAUCAAUGUUCAAUGGGCAGGCUUUUGGUGCCUCUGACUGGUGGCGCUAUGCCAUCUUUAACAACUCCAACUGGAACCCUCUGACUCUCAGCAAAAAUGAUUUUGCGCUGUCCUCCACUCUCAACUUAUUCAACAUUGAUACGUGGGAGGGCGAUCUCUCCGCGUUCCAAGAUAGGGGUGGCAAGGUGCUCCACUAUCACGGCCAGGCGGACGGCAUUAUAACCAGCGAAAACUCACCCAGGUACUACAAGCACGUCUCCCAGACGAUGGGCUUAGCGCCUGAAGAGCUGGACGACUUCUACCGCUUCUUCCGUAUUUCUGGCAUGCAACACUGCAGCGGGGGUCCGGGCGCAAGUGUUAUUGGUAACGGGGGAUUCUCACCAGCGGCCAGUCUAGAUCCCGAGGAGAACGUAUUGAUGGCUAUGGUGCGCUGGGUCGAAGAGGGCAUUGCUCCAGACUACAUUAUCGGCACAGCCUGGGUGAACCAAACACAGAGCAAUGGGGUGGAUUAUAAGCGCCGACACUGCCGUUGGCCUUCGCGUAACGUUUACCAGGGUCCUGGCAGCUACAAGGAUAUGGACAGCUGGGCAUGUAUCGUGUAAGAAGAGCCAUGGCUUCCUCCUUUCGCCGACGAGGAAGUGUCCUUCUGCAAUCCUUUCAG